Messenger RNA from Heterobilharzia americana, 5332 nucleotides. Lineage: Eukaryota; Metazoa; Platyhelminthes; Trematoda; Strigeidida; Schistosomatidae. The record is from the annotation of a GenBank genome assembly.
AAUGUGUCUUUCUGCGGGCUGUUUGUUUUCCUGUUUUGACUUAGGAGAUUAUAUUUUAUUCAUAUUAAAGACAGUUAAUUUGGAAUAUCUUCAAAAGUCGUGCGCCGUCUAAUUGGAAAUCAAAUCCCCCACAUAAAACAUCCGUCAGACAAUUUGGUUUCUAUGACAUGACACAUGACAAGCUUCUACUAAACCGUCCAAGGAAUGUUGCAUAAUGAUGAAAUAUAUAACUGAAUAUUCAAACUAAAAAAAGAAAAGGAACUCUUGCCUUAUGGUUGAUGAAAUAUCAAACAUCUUGUCAACAACCAAGCCUACUAGUAGCUACUGCGGUUUAGAUUCAUUCUUAAAAUCGUGUAACUUUGUUCAAAAACCCAGUAGUUUUUGGAUAAAGUAUUUUUUACCAUCAGUUUUCAUUUUGAAUUGCCUGUGAAGAACUGCAUGGAGCUGACGUAUAUGCUAUGCGUUCUUUCUCUGCGCCGACAGCCAUUCCAAACUCCUGCUUACCCCAAUAUCAAAUCCAGAAUAAUUUCUCUCAACAAGAUCAAGCCAUUUUAAAUUCUAUGGCUCAACCGACAUUUAGUCUAAUGCCAGCGGUUUCUUACUCUUCGAUUCCAGUAUGUACAUCUCCAACAUCCACAAACGCUAUACUUGGAUCUAAUAUGAUGCAACCGCAGCAACCUGUAUUAUUUUCUGCGGCUCCGGGAAGCUUUUUUCUUGCUCAGUCGGGUCCCGUUGGUACUCCAGUUGUGGGUGCCCCAUCUUUUGUUUUUGCUCCAGGUCAAACCAAUCAAAAUGCCUUUGUUGUCGCCCAACCUUUAUCACAAGCAUCAAUUGCAGGACACAUGACCACUCAUCCAAAUCCAGCCAACUGUGUUAUUCGUCUUCCCGAUGGACGAUUUGUUUUACCUGCUACUGCUCCUAAUAAUUUAAAUUUACAAUCAUCUCUAACUCGUAUAUGUGGUCCUCAGUCUAACUACUUUCCUACAACCGUAUCUGUGCCUACGAGUGCGAAUUCCUCUGCAAUAUCUUCACUGACUCCGCACAUUGCUCAACCUCCGGGUCAAGCAUUCUAUAUUCAUAUGCCAACCAGUUGUGUAAGUGUCGGCAAUACGGUCUUUACUACCUCCCAGCUAAAUACUGGUGCUAAUUUUCAAACUCAUCCAAUCUCAGCAGUGAAAUCAGGACCCCAAGUAUCUUUUGCUAAUUCCCACAUAAACGCCUUAUGUGGCCAGUCUGGUACGCUGCUAACCGCCGUUCCUGGAUCAACUCAAGCUCAACUAGGUGCCAGACCCCUUGGCACUAACAUGAAUGCUGUUGGUUCUGGACUGAUCAAUAGACCUGGAUUAAUUCUUCCCACGGGCUGUAGUCCUGGCACUCCAGUAAUAGAUGCAUAUUCUGUACAAAAUCAACAAAAGUUGUGUGUUGGAACGAAUCCAUCACAGUUUACUGGUCUUCAAGCUCUACCUAGUGGAAUGGCUAUUGCUCGGUUACCAAAUGGAACCUAUGCUACAGUAUCUCUUAGUUCUACUGGAAUAUCAGGUUCGUCACCAAUUUUUGUAAACAAUCCUCCUAUCCCAUCUACUUUGGCAAAUCCUAUUGAUAAUUCAAGUGUUCCCAGACGUAAUACUCCUACUUCUCGUUCAAGACAGAAGUUGACUGGUUCUCCACCUACCGAUACGGAUGUGCUUCGUCGUCUAGAUGAUCAAAUCACUUCAUUACAACGUUUGCCUGCCCCUACAGAAAUGCAACUCAACAGAUUAAAGCAACUCAUUGAGGUGAAGCAUCAGUUAACAAAAGUAUCGAAUAUGUCCGCUAAUCCACCCAGUGCACUCGCUCCUCGUAGCACACCCACUUCUAACACGGCUACGAAUCCUGCUCCUCUCCGAAAUCCUAACCCUGGCUGUGUUCAAAUUACCCCAACCAUACGUCGUGAAGUUUUGGAUUUGCUUACACAGUACAAUUUAAUACCACGGCCUACCACGACUAACAAUAAUGAAGAAACCUUCAUUGUAGAAUUUCGACUUAAUCAGCAAAGAUAUCAGCUUCGGCUAACUCGUGCGCAAAAGGUUGACAUGGAACGGUUGCUUUUCAGCAUUACGUCACAACGCCAAGCUGAAGUUCUAACUAUAUUCCAGCAAGAACAAAAUCGUCCACUCAGUUCAGCACCAAGAGCUAGAUUACCGCCUUCCCCUGUGCAGGGUAGUAAUUCGGCUGUGACGUCACCUUCGUUAGUCGGAUUCAGCAUUGCUUCCCAACCUUUGAGAUUCCCGUCUGGAAUCCAAACCUUUGCAGCAGCUCCUUCCUUACCUAUGCAUACUUUCCAUGGUGCAUCUGGUUUGCGACUCGUUACAGCACGCCAGGUUGUGCCACCAACUGCUAUACCGGGCCCUGCGCGACCAAGUGUCCCUCCAAUAUGCUCUUCAACUCCAGUUAUGGGUGUUGUUGCAGCCUUAGCUGUACCUUCUGUGGGGACCUGUGUUAAUAACCCGAUGUUUGCACCAACUAUGGCACUAAAUUCCGCAGCAGUAAAUAUCCCGACAGUUUCAUCGAGUCUUUCAAUCCCUUCAACCGUUAUGUCCAAUACAAAUGAAACAAGUGGAUUGCUUACUACAAUACCUGUGACUUCAUUUGGUUCAAGUAUGAAUGGAGGGCAAAAUUUUGUCCUAUCAAGUUCUGCUUCGCUGAAUUGUAGCGGUAACACAAUGCUAUCUCCCAAUAAUAGUGGAUUCUCUACACAAUCUAUAUCACAACCAAGCCCAUUCACAUUAUCAUGUGAAUCUAGUAGUGCUGUCAACUCAAUCCGACCAGUUGCACUAAAUCUUCAACAGGCUGCUAGAAUAGGUCGACUGCGUGCAUACUUAACUAAUGAUCUUAAAAUGGCAGUUGAAAAACCACCCGUGUUACGAAAUAAUGAUGCAUCACAAUUACCGAGUCCUUUAGAAUUACUUGAAGCAUUGGCACCUUAUCAUGUUCUUGAUGAUGCAGACAACACUAAAAAAGCUUUAGACAAAGUCGACCGAAUACUUGAAGAAUCUGUUAAUCUACUCUUACAAAGGAAGAAAGAAACAAUUGAAGCUGUAAAUUCACUAAUUUUCAAAGAAUCCCUGGUAUGUAAUGUUUGUGCACAGUAUACGAUAGUAUUUAUUACCUUAUGGACAUUUCUGAAAACCAUAGCGACUAUCUAGUAACCCCUAAAUGAAACUUAAAUUGAUAACUUCAAGUAGCUGAUGGGUAAGAAAGAAGCUGUUUAAUUGCUGAAUCUUAUGACGCUAGAUUAUCCGUAACUUGCUCAUCAGGCAUCCAAGUUUAAUUGCAUCUCAUCUUUUUUUAUUAGAGUUGAAGUUAUACUUUAUAUGAAUGUUGUUAUAUGCAGCUAGAUAUUUCAAUGAUAUUAAUGGUCAGGUGAAGUUACCUAAUCUUCCUCUAGAAAUGUACUCAUAUGAUAAGGAGUGCUAGAUUUAUUGAAGGCUAUAAUAUUUCUGACACGGUAUAGUGAUCAUUAAUACCCAAGUUUUCAUUGUUACAUGAGUUUAUCUCUGAAUAAAGUACUUUUACUUAGAUGAACAGGGAUUCAGGUUGUAUUCUAGCCUCAUUUUGUUGCUUUCACUUUAUAUGAACUGAUUCUUUUGAAAUUAUGAAUUUUUUCCACUAUGAACAGCACAAACUAGAACCCUUUUUGGAGGACCGUCUGCUGCUAGCUAAUAUGGCAUUAGAUUUGGAAAGGGAUAUAUUUACUAUCGAAAAGGAAAUAUUUGCAGAAGCAUCCAAAUGUGAUGAAACUGUAGCUAGUGAUAUUUGCAAUACAGGCUCAAAUGUUUUCGAAUCCAUGAAUGAAGAAUGCGUAUUAAACAAACCUACCGAUGAUGGUAGAAAAAGACCAAAUAGUAAAUUAACUCCUAUCUUAAAACAUUCAACAUCUUUACUUCCUCCACCGUGGUGCAAACUUCUAGGUCCACUUGCAUACCUCCACCCUUUAACAUUUGAUGCUAAUGGUAGGACAACCGUUGCUGAAAUUAAGCUCCCUUCAGAAGAACCAAAAUAUGUUUCACCUCAAGAAAAUACAACACAUAUCCAAUCACAGUCUUAUGUUAACUCUCCUAAUGAUGUGAUAAUAACUGACUCAACGUCAAAGUCAAACACUGCCAUCCCACCACAUUGCGAGCACAAUAGUACAACAGUAACUGGAGAUGAUGACAUAAACGGUGAAUCUUCUGAUGAAGCUGAGGCUGACCGUUUACUUGGACUCGGAAUAUCUACGAAUCGGCCAAAAAUUGAUAAGAAUUCGGUAAAUGGAUUACUUGAAGAUGGCACAUCUAUUGAAGGUAUUAAGAAUCAUUCUGAAUGCGACGAAUUUGAUGAAGCCUAUGAGUUUUGGCAAGAAUUGAUGCAUGAAAGAGAUAUAAGUAUCGGGGAUAUGAAUUCUGGUCUUCUGGAGAACAACUUUGACAAUGAAUCCAAUUCUAUGGAUGAACCGCCAAAUAAGUCUCUACGUUUACUAGACAAUGGUCAAAGUCACAACGCUUCGGCAGUUCAACACUCUGAAGAUCCAGAUAUUGAUGCAGCAAUCAGAAGUAUUUUAUCGACUAGUGACUGAUGAAGACAAUCAGAAUACUUUUUGUAUAUUAUGUCAAUACUUCCAGUACACAGGAAUUAGUGUUCUCAUUUUAUACCUAUCAUUACCAACUAGCUGAAGAUCAAUCGAUCUUUCCCCUUCUGUACAUUACUGCAUCCUCCAAAGUUAUCAUUUCGGCAUAUUCAUUAUUUUCCUUAAAAGAAGUUACUAUCUAAUAGGGUUCUGUAGAAGCACUCCUGUUUUUUUUAGGGAUAGGUUUUAUCAUCAUAAAUAUCUUCUCCAAAUAUGAAUGGCUGCUUCUAGUGCUACUUCAUCCUAAUAAUAGUAAUAUAAUAUACAUUUUGGAGUGCCUUUCUUCUGGUUCAAUUUCGUGUGCUUUUUCUUCCUUACUCAUCUUUCUUUUAAUCCCACACUACAAACAAACAUAUCGUUGAAACUGAUGACAAAAAGAAAGGCAAGUGUUUGUUUCCAACAUCUUAUACGUAUAUACUGACUCAUUUUAAAACCUUGUAUAAAAAAAAUAAGUUAUUCAGUGAAGCCAACUAACUGUGACAUGCUUCAUAUGUGUUGUACAGUAUCUAUUUUACGUGUAUAUUUUUCUUUGUUUCUUGUACAUCUGUGUUAUAUAUGUACUUGUAUCCUGCAAAAAUGAAAUGAAUAUGAAUAUUUCUCGCCAUAAGAUUUCAAAUUUGAAUGUUGAAUGACUUCUUUCUUUCUUAUCCAUUUUGCUAGUUUAAAAUAUAAAAAGUUGAAUCUUUG